UUCAGUCAAAUCAUCAGUCGAAUCACACCCAGACCCGGAAGAUGAGGAACUUGAAGACUUUCGCCCUCUUGGCCGUAAUUCUGGGCAUCUUUGCCUGCCAUUCCCUGGCUCAUUUACCGGUGGCUCAGCCCGAUGACUGUCCGCCGAAUAACAAUAAUCAUACAAAUGGCACUAAUGGAGAUCGCGAGGAUGAUGGCCAUUUGUGUGCCAACUUCCAGCACAUUCGGGAUCUAAUCGAUCAGGAGAAGCUAAGGACCCUGAUCCAGCUGCACUAUAAUUGCGAUGCCAAGUUCCGGCGUGCUAUGCGUUACUACAAGACCGCCGGAUUUGUCAAGGUCACCACCGAACUGACGGAGACGGAUGCCUAUCAGACCAUCUUGAGGGAACUGCGUGCUUCCCAUGUGGACACGGCGGAGAUUGAUAAUGUGGCCGAGAUCUUUUACUGCAUUGUCCUGCCUGUGGAGCAACCGGAUCGUGAGUGUGACUGCAAGAAGGUCAAGGGUCAUACCUUCGUCAACGAUCUGCUGUACAUAAUGCCGCGCGAGGAGAUCCAUGACUAUGUGGCCGAGUCAAAGGAGAAUCUAACCAACUUUGGCAACUUUACAAUCGCCGUCACCUCGCCGGCCUUCCAGGCGACCCUAAAGGCCAGCAUUAAAAAGAAGGAUGUGGCCAAACCUUUGCGCACUCUGCGCCGCAAUGGCUGGGACAUCCCGGAGCUUCUACGCGCCAUGCUGGUGAUUUUGAACUGGUAAUUACAAGGGGAAUACUUCCUCUGUAAAAGCAUAUCGUCUGUAUAUUUUGUAUGUAAACCAAAUAUAGCAACAAGUGAAACGAAACAAA
Molecule: messenger RNA, 840 nt
Organism: Drosophila serrata
Lineage: Eukaryota; Metazoa; Arthropoda; Insecta; Diptera; Drosophilidae
Source: RefSeq, a predicted model, not a curated record